Diplodia corticola is the source of this 1344-nucleotide messenger RNA. Its product is annotated as cysteine synthase. Gene Ontology annotation, cellular component: cytoplasm. NCBI's taxonomy places the organism in Eukaryota, Fungi, Ascomycota, Dothideomycetes, Botryosphaeriales, Botryosphaeriaceae. The coding region runs from base 1 to 1344 and encodes 447 amino acids. The transcript has 3 exons. The record is from RefSeq and is a predicted model, not a curated record. Gene Ontology annotation, molecular function: cysteine synthase activity.
AUGGACUUCCUGAACCAUCAGGCCCGCUGGUGGAUUGGCGGCGCCUUUGCCCGCUGGUGGGUUGGCGGCGCCUUUGUCGCCGGUGUCCUCUUGACACUGGGCUACAAAGACGUUUAUCCAGACCUCGAGCGCCGCUACAGACAGGCAAAAGAGGCGAGAAAGCCGCGGCUCAGGCGGCUGGACCCCAAGGCUUCCAUGUGGUCUCUCCGCACCGUCCACCAGGUCGAGCUCAAAGACAACACCAUAAACCUUGACUCAUCCGAGCCUGUCGAAGACAUCGCAGAGGGCAUUGAAGGCUCCAUCGGCAACACCCCGCUCAUCAAGAUCAAAUCCCUGUCUGAGGCAACCGGCUGCGAGAUCCUGGCAAAGGCCGAGUUUCUCAAUGGCGCCGGCAACAGCCCCAAAGACCGCGUCGCGCUUAGCAUCAUCAACAUGGCCGAGGACGAGGGCUUGCUGACUCCAAACUCGGGCGACAUGGUUUACGAAGGGACCGUCGGAAGCACUGGCAUUUCUCUCGCCGCAAUCUGUCGUGCAAGAGGCUAUCUCGCCCACAUCUGCAUGCCCAACGACGUCGCGCUGGAGAAGUCGGACCUGCUCUUGAGGCUGGGCGCCGAGGUGGAGCGUGUUCGCCCGGCGCCCAUUGUCGACCAGAACCAGUUCGUCAACAAAGCUCGCGCGAGGGCUUACGAGCACACCAAGGACCCCAACAAGCCCGGCAGAGGCAUCUUCGCCGAUCAAUUCGAGACAGAUGCCAACUGGCGGGCGCACUACGAAGGCACUGGACCGGAAAUCUACGAGCAGACUGGACGGAAACUUGACGCAUUCGUCACUGGUGCUGGCACUGGUGGAACCAUCUCCGGCGUGGCCCUGUUCCUGAAGCCCCGCCUCCCCAAACUCAAGGUCGUGCUGGCAGAUCCCCAGGGCAGCGGAUUGUUCAAUCGAGUCAAAUUCGGCGUUAUGUUUGAUCCUAAGGAAAGGGAAGGUACUAGGAGAAGGCACCAGGUCGACACGAUUGUCGAGGGUAUUGGCAUUAACCGCGUGACGCACAACUUCGAAGCCGGUCGGCAAUUGGUUGACGAUGCGAUCCGAGUUACCGAUGAGCAGGCCAUGGCCAUGGCGAGAUGGCUGGUUGAAAAGGACGGGAUUUUCAUCGGAAGCAGCAGCGCCGUAAACUGCGUGGCUGUGACGAAGCUAGCUUUGCAAAUGGGCCCUGGUCACAGGCUUUGUACCCUUCUCUGCGACAGCGGUACGAGACAUCUGAGUAAGUUUUGGGCCAAGGCUGGCGCGGUCGGCAAUGAGGAGGGCAUGAACAUUCAGACCGUGUUGAACGCAGGUCCCAAAUGA